CAGAGAGAAGACUAUACGCCACCCCCCAUGUGCCGGUCAGUUCAUUUAGUCGCCAAAACCGCACACAAAAGCCUAGAAAUGACAUGCUAGAUACCAGCAGGGGCGACGUGUAUUCGUGAGUGUGGCGGAAUGGGGCGCACAUUGGAAUGGGCGGGCCGGGCGAAACACAUGGGAGGAAUCCCUCGAAAGAUGGUUUUAAUGGCGGUGGGUGCCUGCGCCAAAGCUGUGGUUAAUCUGCUGAAUACAAGCUCCGUCCACAACUCCGACACACUAAUUCGUCUCGUGCGGUCCAGACCCCCUGGUGUGCCUCUCAUCACGGUCAGCAAUCACAUGUCCACCUUGGACGAUCCACUCAUGUGGGGGUUCAAGGGUUUCCCAAUCACGGAUCCUGAUCUGGGUCGAUGGGUGCUUGCUGCUGAAGACAUUUGUUUCAAGAAUGCUGUAUAUUCUUACUUCUUCAGGCUCGGGAAAUGCAUACCUAUUACGCGAGGUGGUGGAAUUUAUCAAGAACACAUGAAUGAGGCUCUUGACCGCUUAAGUGAAGGAGCAUGGCUACAUACAUUUCCCGAAGGAAAAGUAAGUCAAGAAGACGCACCUAUUAGACAAUUAAAAUGGGGAACUGCUAGUCUUAUUGUUCGUUCACCAAUAACCCCGAUAGUUUUGCCAAUUGUUCAUCAAGGUUUUGAAAAGGUGAUGCCUGAAAACUUUUUCCUGGGCAGAAGACCACCUUUUCCGUUGUGGAAAAAGAACAUCAACAUAAUCGUUGGGGAGCCAAUAGAAUUGGACCUUUCCAAAAUGAAAGAGGUGGCAAUAUCUACGUCUCGUAAAUUAUCAUUUCCUACUAUGGGAUGGCCCAGCACUAACCCUCAUAGACUGGAUGAAGCAGCACAGAGAUGUCUUUACGCAGCUAUCUCGGACAGAAUUCGAACUGUCAUGGAGAGGUUACGAUGUUUUGCCAGAAGUUUUUGAAGUAGAAUGUUUCAACUCAAUCAUUUACAACGUAGCGUCUUGUUCAGACAUCUAGGAAGAUGAUUUGACCUCAAUUUUUGGUAAUGAUAAAUCAUUUUUUACGUGCAGUUGAGAAUGGAUUAAGUCUGUUCUGAGGCUGCUUUCUCUUUGUUUCUGCACAAUUAUUCAUACAAAUAAAGAAGCUGUACCAUUUUUUCUCUUUA
Molecule: messenger RNA, 1172 nt
Organism: Tripterygium wilfordii
Lineage: Eukaryota; Viridiplantae; Streptophyta; Magnoliopsida; Celastrales; Celastraceae
Product: N-acylphosphatidylethanolamine synthase
Exons: 4
Coding region: 130-969 (279 amino acids)
Biological process (GO): phospholipid metabolic process
Source: RefSeq, a predicted model, not a curated record